GUAUUAAUGCAGGCUAGUCAAAACAAGAUGUCUGCGCCCUGGUAAAAAUUUAGAAAUGUUAUGUGGCAUAUAACUUUGCGAUUUCUUCCGACUGGAGGCUGAAACUACUCUGUAACGAUGGCAUUUUUUCUUGACUCUUUUGUCAUGUUCAGUACCCAGAUAUUGUUUUUCUUGGGUGGUUGGAUUUUCUUCAUGCGCAAGCUGUUUAAGAACUAUGAGGUGCAUCAUGGGAGUGUGCAGUUGACCUUUUCUGUGACCUUUGCUCUUUCCUGCACGUUGUUUGAGCUCAUCAUCUUUGAGAUUCUCGGUGUACUGCACUCAGAUUCAAGAUUCUUCCACUGGCGCAUCGACCUGUAUGCUAUCCUGUUCGUACUCAUUGUAGUACUCCCGUUCUACAUUGCUUACUUCCUAGUCAGCAAUGUUCCCUUUGUUGUUAAACGUCGCAUGACCGUUUUCUUGACGGCAGGAGCGUGGCUCGUCUUCAUCUAUUUCUUCUGGAAGCUGGGAGAUCCUUUUCCAAUACUCAGUCCAAAACAUGGUAUUCUUUCUAUCGAGCAAGUGAUAAGUCGAGUUGGAGUGAUUGGUGUCACCUUAGCGGCUAUUCUCUCAGGAUUCGGAGCUGUCAACUGCCCAUAUACCUAUAUGGCCUACUUUACAAGGCCUGUUACGGAAGCAGACGUUCACAAUCACGAUCGCAAGUUCAUGCAGGUCAUGGAUAUGAUUCUCACCAAGAAAAAAAGAUUAGCGAUUGCUGAGAGGGAUGAACUGCAGAGGGCUUCGACAGCUCCUAGACCAAGUGGGAUCUGGGGCAUGAUUAAGAGUGUCACAACAUCCAACAAUGCCAAUGUGAGUCAACUACAGCAGGAGAUCAAGGGUUAUGAGGAGUUGUCACGGCAACUCUAUAUUGAGCUUGUGGAUCUCAAUAGCACUAUGGAAAGGAUUGAGUAUACCAAGACUCUGAAGGGCCAAUUCUUCAAUUUAUCAGGGUACUUCUUCUCACUCUACUGCCUCUGGAAGAUCACCAUCUGUACCAUCAACAUCAUCUUUGACAGGGUCGGAAAGACGGACCCUAUCUCAAAAUUCUUUGAAAUUUUUGUCGGUUGGCUGGGGUUCGAUUUUGAUGUGAAAUUCUGGUCUCAGCAAAUCUCGUUUAUUGUUGUGGGAAUCAUCAUCGUUACUCAGAUAAGAGGCUUACUCAUCAAACUCACUAAGUUUUUCUAUACGAUGGCUAGCGCCAAGUCUUCCAACAUCAUUGUCCUCGGACUCGCUCAGAUAAUGGGCAUGUACUUUGUAUCAUCCGUACUCUUGAUGCGUAUGAACGUGCCACCCCAGUACCGCAUGAUAAUCACGGAAGUCCUCGGUGACCUCCAGUUCAACUUCUACCACCGCUGGUUCGACAACAUGUUCUUGAUCAGCGCCCUCUCCAGUAUCGCGUUCCUCUACCUCGCGCACAAGCAGGCACCGGAGAAGAGCGUCGGCGGUUCUUGACGAUCGACGUUCCCCUUAAAUGUUUUGAAGCGCGGUCUUCUUUGAUGUGUGAAUCUUCCUGGGCUAGAGUGUUUUUUGUACACACAAAGCAGUUGCUCAGGUUUUAAUGUUCAUAGUGUUCACACAUACUUUUAAAUUAUUUAAGAUACAGGU
Molecule: messenger RNA, 1641 nt
Organism: Strongylocentrotus purpuratus (purple sea urchin)
Lineage: Eukaryota; Metazoa; Echinodermata; Echinoidea; Camarodonta; Strongylocentrotidae
Gene: gpr89b
Product: Golgi pH regulator
Exons: 13
Coding region: 118-1488 (456 amino acids)
Biological process (GO): intracellular pH reduction
Cellular component (GO): Golgi cisterna membrane
Molecular function (GO): voltage-gated monoatomic anion channel activity
Source: RefSeq, a predicted model, not a curated record